Molecule: messenger RNA, 1335 nt
Organism: Sporisorium graminicola
Lineage: Eukaryota; Fungi; Basidiomycota; Ustilaginomycetes; Ustilaginales; Ustilaginaceae
Exons: 1
Coding region: 1-1335 (444 amino acids)
Biological process (GO): microtubule-based movement
Cellular component (GO): kinesin complex; microtubule
Molecular function (GO): microtubule binding; microtubule motor activity; ATP binding
Source: RefSeq, a predicted model, not a curated record
AUGCCUCCCGUCCACGUCUUUGCGCGGUGGCGGCCCUUAGCAGAGUCUGCGGCUGCUCACGGAGAAAUCAGUCGCAGGGCGCUUCGGGACGGCGGAUCGCUAUUCUCCGUCUCGGUCAGCCAGCAAACGCCUGAAGAAACGCGCCCUUGGACGAGUUCGGCAGCAUUCCGCAACAUAUUCGAGCCGGAGGACGACAACUACGCGGUGUAUACAGCCGUUGUGGCGCCCGUCAUUCCCAGUGUUUUGGGCGGCGAAGAUUGCACCUUCUUCGCAUACGGUCAUUCUGGCAGCGGAAAGACGCAUACUAUCUUGGGGUACGAAUUUGAGGAUGAUCGGCAAUUGGGAAUCUGUCUGCUCGCAGCGAAACACCUCUUUGACGUGCUGCAUCGCCUCAACCAGGAAAUCCCUAAGGAGCAAGCCAUGUGCAUCGGGUUCAGCGUAUUUGAGCUACGCAGAAAUACCGCUUUCGAUCUUCUCAACCAUCGUAGUCCAUGUCACAUCAGGGAGGGACCCGAUGGCAAAGUCCAUAUUCGCGGAGAGACCGAGAUUCUGGAAGGCGGCAAGGUCAGGGUUCGCCCUAUUGUUCAGCGAAUGUGUCCCCAGUAUAAGGACUUCCGAUCUGAACUGGAACUGGCUCUCCAGCAGCGAGCAACAGGCUCCUCAAGCAUUCACGACCAAAGUUCCAGGACGCAUGCCGUGCUGCAGCUCGAGGUUGUCAGUCAAGUCUUGAUCGACGCCCGAAAGCAAGUGGUCGAAUGCCAGGCUGAGCUCGUACCGGUGGGCAAGCGUGCUAUCGAUGUCCUCAUCGAAGAAGAGAGCAGAGCAUGCGUACGGACCCCAGACGGCCGUUUUGCACCCAAUCCUGACUAUCAGAAAGACCAAGCUCGUAUCAACGCCAUCCAGGCGGAAAAGGCACAAUUCGAGGCCAAAGUUGCAGCUGCGGAACAAAGGGUCAAGUCCAUCCUCGAGUCGAGUGUGACUCCAGCUCUUGGAGCCAAACUGGUAUUUGUGGAUCUGGCCGGUGCAGAGUACUAUAAGGAAUCUGGAGCUCGUCCUCUGGGAAAGAACCGGACCUCCCAAGAACUACAAGAAGGACGACAGAUCAACAGCGACCUACUCGCUCUAAAGGAGGUCAUGCAGGCCUGGUCACAAGGCUCAAAAAGAAUUCCCUUCCGCUCAUCAACACUCACAAUGGUGCUGCGGGAGCAUUUUGCGGCAACCAACACGGGCCCUUCCACGAUUAUUGCCACGCUUUCGCCUGCAUCCGAUCAUUUCGCAGCCACUUUGAAUUCCCUGAAGUACGCUAGCCUUGUCGGAUCUGCCAGUUCCAGAUAG